This is a messenger RNA of Olea europaea var. sylvestris, 1144 nucleotides long. Its product is annotated as guanine nucleotide-binding protein subunit gamma 3-like. The transcript has 5 exons. The record is from RefSeq and is a predicted model, not a curated record. Lineage: Eukaryota; Viridiplantae; Streptophyta; Magnoliopsida; Lamiales; Oleaceae. The coding region runs from base 420 to 1085 and encodes 221 amino acids.
AAAAACCUCUGGGUUAUAUUUCUCAUAUUAAUUUUUCAUUCUCAUAAGCCCCAUAAAACAGUAAAUUAUAUACAUAGGUUCGACGUGGGUGAAAUAAGUUACCAAUUAUGUAUGUAUAGUUGUUGUACUGGCAGUUCUGUCAUGGUUUGCUGUGAUAGUGGCUGUCUGGCAGAACUUUCAAGGUCUGAGCUUUUUCUGGGUCUGCACCCCGAAAUUAUUACCUCGAAAUUAUCCCAAAAGUCAUAAAUCCCAGUAAUAAUUUCCCUUCUUGUUUCCUUGCAAUUUUCAGUUUUCCAUUUUUAUUACCCACCCAUAUUUGAUUUUUACCCUCUUUGCCUGUCCUUUUUCCCAAUAUUGAUUAGUGUUCAGUGUUUAUAAAGGGGAAAAAAGAAAAAAUUGGUGUAACAAACAUUGAAGAAAUGGGUGAUUCAGUCGGCACUGGUACAGUGCCACCUCUCCCGCCGCCACUGCCCAAGUCGCCGCCGCAGUACCCAGAUUUGUAUGGGAAACGUCGAGAAUUAGCCAAGGUUCAGAUUCUGGAAAGAGAGAUUAGUUUUCUUGAGGAAGAAUUAAGAUCAGUCGAAGGCCUUCUACCUGCUUCACGAUCCUGUAAAGAGAUUGCAGAUUUUGUAACUGGGAAGUCAGAUCCUCUUAUACCUAUAACGAAGAAAGUUCGCAGAUCUUAUCGCUUCUGGAAAUGGCUCUGUGGAAUAUCCUGUUUCAACCUUUCAUUGAUUUGCUGUUGUCCUAAAUGUCCUCAUCUUCAUAUGCCACACUGUUGCAAGUGCAAUUUGUGUAAUCUCGACUCGUGCAUCAGCUGUCCAAUGCCCAAGUACCACUGUUCGUCGUCCUGUUUAAAUACUCAAUGCUGUAAAAUGUCUGAUUGUAGUUGUAGACGGCGUUGCUGCAUUCCGAAAUGUCCGACCUGCUCGGUUUGUUUUUGUUGCAUUCCCAAAUGUCCGACUUGCUCGGUUUGUUUUUGUUUUGCCAGAAGAUGUACAUGUUGUUAUCCUAAAUGUCCAAAGGUAAAUAUUUGUUCCUGUUGUGACAAGAGCUGCUGCUACUCUUGCUACUUGUGUUGCUAGUAAUAUAUUCUGCAAUAAUUUUAAAUGUAAGCUUGAUAUUAUUAUAAAUAAAAAAUUUA